This is a messenger RNA of Clonostachys rhizophaga, 1068 nucleotides long. The record is from the annotation of a GenBank genome assembly. Lineage: Eukaryota; Fungi; Ascomycota; Sordariomycetes; Hypocreales; Bionectriaceae.
AUGCAGUCAUUUCCGCCUCUACCGCUCUCCAGUGGACAGUCAACGAGUUCUAUAUACGGACUUGACGAGGCGGACCUGCAAGAUAUCCCUCUCCUCCCUGCCCUGGGACUCGAAACUCCGAUCGCGCCUGAAACCGUGUACGGCACAGAAAACGCACCUUCCGGAAGCCAAUUCGAAGAUGAAAUUAUCUCAAGCCAUCUAUCAUCUAGGGUUCGACUCAGCAAAACACCGAUAACUACCGAGCAUGAACUAAGUGCUAUUGAUGACGUAUUCAAAGAGGUCUUUGAAGGAAUGUCGUACGGCAAAGAACGGCUACCCCUUGUUCAUUUCGUACAAACCCAAGCAGGGCAGAGAGCGGAUGUUUUGAACACUGUCGCCAACAUCUCCCAGUUCUAUCUCACUAGGACUAUGGAAACGGAACAGGUUGUGUUAGAUAUGGUUAAUCAUGAAGUGCAACAACUCUACUCCAAGUGUUCUACUAUCCAGCGGGAGAAAUUGAGCCGUGUCGAGUUUCUCUCGGCUUUUCAGGCCGUUGUCAUAUAUUCUGCGAUGCGCAUCUACAGCCUAAACCAUUAUGUCAAUGAUCUUGUGGACACCAUCGCCAUGACUUUUACUCAGUAUGUACUACGCCAUAGCAUGCACUGUCUAGAGCCAGAGAAGAACGUGCAGCCCGAGAACUGGAGGAAGUGGAUACAGGACGAGAGCACACGGAGGUUGACUUCCCCCAGGAACUUCUUUGCUCUACAUGCUCUGAAUGUCGUGUCAAAUUCGCGCAAAGGCUUCUCGACGACCAUGUGUCAUGCUUUUCCCGAGGUGCCACUGCCCUACCCAAGCCAUGUGUGGGAAGCCGUCUCUUCCGAGGCUUGGGCAUUUCACCACCGGAGCUGGGACACGUACUGCGGUAAGCCGCUGCUAGGUAUAGAUCUCAUUCACUGGGCAAACGGAAAACACACAGGCCGUGAGGGUCACAUUCAUGCAUGGCUGACGACAACCGGGCCGUUCGGCGAGAGCAUUCUAACGAGUGCGAAGGCGCAGUUGUCUGCUUCCUUCGCCAUCCGACCAGCCUGA